GAUACACCAGCAGCAGAUCUCAAAAACGGCUGCGAUGAAACGAUUAAAGGCCGUGUGGUCGGGCACUGUCGCAUCAAGCAACCAAGCGGAAAAUGUGUGCAGAGUGAAAGAGGAUAUAGGUUUUUUUUUGUUCGUUGUUUUUUUUCUUCAAAAUUCUCCACCACAAGCGUCCUACUUUUCGUCCUACCUAAUAAUAGAGGCAGCUGCGAUGACCACAGCGUAGGCAAUGUACUUCUCUGUCUAAAGCAAGAAUGAAGCCUCAUGAGACAUUUCUGCGCUUUCCAAUUUAUGCAACAGCACUGGUGUUUUUUGGUGUUCAGAAAGCUGCACAGUCAAGUCCUGCUGUUCGUCUGACUGCUAAUCCUCCAUGGCCAGAUGUGUUCCCAGGAGAGACAAUUACUCUCACCUGUCAGGUUAUUGAAUCUGAGGGAUGGACAUUAUUGUGGAUCAGACACAGACAGGGGAGUGUAACACAACUUAAAGCCUCCAGUAGUAACGGCUCUGUGUCUGUGUUGGUCCUAAGUGCUGUGGAACAGAGACAGAGCGGAAAGUAUCAGUGUGAAGCUGUAAAAGGAAAUGAGCGAGCUUUCAGUAACAUCCAUACCAUAAUAGUCUCUGGUGAUCAUCCUCAGACUGUCAUAGUCACAGAUCCCCCAGCCUCAGUGAUGUUCACAGGAGAAGCUGUUAGCUUAGCUUGUGACAUCAGGAAAGCGUCUGGCUGGAGAUAUUCAUGGAGCAGAAACACCCAGGGAAGAUUAGAGAGCCUGUAUGCCCGCAGUACUGAAAGCCAACAAAAGCACAUCCUGCAAUCUGUAAGAGAGUCAGACAGUGGAGAGUACUUGUGUCAGGGUGAACGAGGACAAAACCCUGUGAUCCACUCUUUCCCAGGAACACUUGUGUUAAAUGUGUCUGGUGAGUUUGGGAGGGUUUCUUCAGUCCUUACCCAUAUGAUCUGGAAUGUGAUGAAGACUGUCAAUGUUUAUGAAUGCUAA
This is a messenger RNA of Anguilla anguilla (European eel), 992 nucleotides long. RefSeq names its product Fc receptor-like protein 4. The coding region runs from base 252 to 992 and encodes 246 amino acids. Lineage: Eukaryota; Metazoa; Chordata; Actinopteri; Anguilliformes; Anguillidae. The transcript is spliced from 4 exons. Gene Ontology annotation, biological process: cell surface receptor signaling pathway. The record is from RefSeq and is a predicted model, not a curated record. Gene Ontology annotation, molecular function: transmembrane signaling receptor activity.